AUGAAGCCAGUCGUGUCCACAUUCCAAGCGUACUGUUGUACGAUAUUAUCUGCAUUUGGUAUUGUCAUAUUGUCAAUAAUUGGAUUCCUAUUCAAAACAAAUAGUGAAUCGUUUAUGGGUUCAAUAAAUGAUCCUGAAGAUGGAGCUGCAGUUGCAUCAACUGUAUUUAAAGCUGUAUUUGUUUAUUUGGCAUUCUUUGCAUUCUGUGGGUUACAAAUUGUUUUGAUUAAGAGACAGAAUAGAAUACAAUUGAGUUGA
Messenger RNA from Hemisphaericaspora subhashii, 258 nucleotides. RefSeq lists its product as uncharacterized. NCBI's taxonomy places the organism in Eukaryota, Fungi, Ascomycota, Pichiomycetes, Serinales, Debaryomycetaceae. Gene Ontology annotation, molecular function: RNA endonuclease activity. The transcript has a single exon. The record is from RefSeq and is a predicted model, not a curated record. The coding region runs from base 1 to 258 and encodes 85 amino acids.